AUGCAGCGCAUGGAUAACGUGGACGUCACGACGCCGCUCACGUCGACAUCGCAAUUCAUUGAGGCAGACGACGAUGACCUCGACGAGGAGAACAUCCCUGGGUUUACGCACCCUGGACUGGCCCCAAGUCCGCUCUCGCCUAAUCCUGUGGACAAGGGCAAGGCGCGUGCUCCAGAGCAACUUGCAUCUCCGUCCGGGUCCGGGGGCGCGAACCUGUCCGGGAACAUAGGCGCACCUAUCAAUGGCUCCGCGAGUGGGGGACAGGCCUCGAACCGACGGACAGUAGGCGGUGUGCAAGUGGAGUCGCGGUAUACUGGAGUAGACACCCUUGAUGAGCCCGUCACAACAACUAUCGCACGAGACCUGUUGUCGAUAUACACGAAGCUCGUGCAGGUGCUGUACCCGCCAAAAAGCCGAGGCGACAGGGAUCUUUUGAGGGACUGGGAUUUAUGGGGCCCCUUGGUGCUGUGUUUAAUGCUGGGAAUAAUUCUCAGCAUCAAUGCACCUCCUUCCCAGUCAUUGGGAGUCUUCACCAGUGUGGUCGUGAUCAUAGCAGUAGGGUCCCUGGUGGUGACGGUACAAGCAAAGCUGCUCGGCGGCCGAGUAUCAUUUUUCCAAGGCCUGUGCGUGCUCGGGUACUGCGUCGCACCGCUCAACGUGGCCGCGCUCGUGUCAACUUUCGUGCACUUGAUUUACGUGCGUGCCCCUGUGGCGCUAGCAGCGUGGGCGUGGUGUGUAUGGGGUGCGUUUCUACCAUCUGUCAAUUUCCUGGACGGCACGAAAAUUGAGGCCCAACGGAUCCUUCUGGCCGUAUACCCGCUCUUGUUGUUCUACUUCGUUCUUGCCUGGAUGAUCAUCAUUCAGUAG
Messenger RNA from Trametes versicolor FP-101664 SS1, 867 nucleotides. Its product is annotated as Yip1-domain-containing protein. Gene Ontology annotation, cellular component: trans-Golgi network; membrane. Gene Ontology annotation, biological process: endoplasmic reticulum to Golgi vesicle-mediated transport. The record is from RefSeq and is a predicted model, not a curated record. Bases 1 to 867 code for a protein of 288 amino acids. The transcript is spliced from 10 exons. Lineage: Eukaryota; Fungi; Basidiomycota; Agaricomycetes; Polyporales; Polyporaceae.